Messenger RNA from Thamnophis elegans (Western terrestrial garter snake), 519 nucleotides. Its product is annotated as peptidyl-prolyl cis-trans isomerase H-like. NCBI's taxonomy places the organism in Eukaryota, Metazoa, Chordata, Lepidosauria, Squamata, Natricidae. Gene Ontology annotation, molecular function: peptidyl-prolyl cis-trans isomerase activity. The record is from RefSeq and is a predicted model, not a curated record. Gene Ontology annotation, cellular component: intracellular membrane-bounded organelle. Gene Ontology annotation, biological process: protein peptidyl-prolyl isomerization.
AUGGCAGUGCUGGCUUCUAACCCCCACAACCCUGUGGUCGUCUUCAAUGUCACAAUCGGUGGCAUGAAGGUGGAGCUCCUUGCUGAUCUGGUGCCCAAGAGGAUCGAGAACCUGAGGCAAUUUUGCAUGGGUGAAUUCAGGAAAAAUGGUGUUCCCAUCAGUUACAAAGGCAACACUUUUCACAAGGUUAUAAAGGAUUUCAUGAUCCAAGGAGGUGAUUUUGUAAAUGGAGAUGGCACCAGAAUGGCCAGUAUCUAUUGGGGACCCUUUGCCCAUGAGAAUUUCAAACUGAAACACUCGGUGCCAGGCUUGCUCUCCCUGGGCAACAGCAGUCCCAGCCCCAAUGGCUGCCAAUUCUUCAUCAGAUGCUCCAAGUGCGAUUCGCUCAAUAGGAAACACAUGGUUUUCAGUGAAAUAAUUGAUGGGCUUCUAAUCAUGAGGAAAUUUGAAAAUGUGCCCACUGGGCUGAAUAAUAAACUGAAACUCCCAGUGGUGUUCGCUCAAUGUGAAGAGAUGUAG